CAUGCUCGAUUUCGUCCACCGUCUCCCUCUCUCUUGUUAUUCCCUCGUAGCGAUCUCCAUACUCUUGUCAGCCUGCACUUCCAUUUUCAUUUCGUCGAGCACACUGUCUUACGAGUAGGUAGCUAUGGCGGGGCAAUUAAGGCACGCGCUGCGUGUGUCGCCGCAGCUCAGAACCGGCUCGGCUCGGCUGUUCUCGUCCCAAGCCUGCCUUCGUCAAGAGAUCCGAGAUGCCUACAUUCUGAGCGCAUCUCGGACACCAACAGCCAAGUUCAAUGGCUCCUUCGUGAGCGUUACCGGCCCGCAACUUGGUGCUGUCGCCAUCAAGUCCGCCCUCGAAAAGUCCAAAGUGCCUAUUAGCAAGAUCACCGAUGUCUACAUGGGGAAUGUCCUGCAGGGCUCCGUCGGGCAGGCCCCGGCCCGCCAAGCCUCCGUCUUUGCCGGCCUCCCUCCGUCGGUCGAAGCUGUUACUAUCAACAAGGUGUGCGCCUCCGGGCUGAAGGCCGUUGCUUUCGCGGCGCAGAAUAUCCAAUUAGGCCUUUCCGAAGCCCAGAUCGCUGGCGGGUUCGAGAACAUGUCGAGGGUGCCAUAUUACAUGCCGCGCGCGAGCGGCUUGCCUGGCUUCGGCCACGUGAAGAUGGAGGAUGGGCUCAUCAAGGACGGUCUUACCGACGUCUACGACCAGAUCCACAUGGGAAACUGCGCCGAGAACACGGCUAAGAAAUAUGAAAUCUCGAGGGAAGCACAGGACCAGUACGCAAUUCAGUCGUACCAACGGGCGCAGGCCGCCUGGAAGGAUAACGCCUUUGCCGAGGAGAUUGCGCCGGUCACGGUCAAGGGGAGGAAGGGUGACACAGUCAUCACCACGGACGAGGGAUACCUCGAUGUCAAGCUAGACAAGGUGCCCAGCCUCAAGCCGGCAUUCGUACGGGACGGCACUGGAACUGUGACGGCGGCCAACUCGUCGACGCUCAACGACGGCGGGAGCGCGCUCGUGCUGGGUAGCAAGGCGGUUGCGCAGGAGUACGGCGCGGGUUCGCGGGUCCUGGCACGCAUCUGCGGUUCAGCCGAUGCCGCCGUAGACCCCAUCGAUUUCCCAAUUGCCCCGGCCAAGGCGGUUCCUAUUGCUCUCGAGCGAGCCGGUAUCACCAAGGAUCAGGUCGCCGUUUGGGAGUUCAACGAGGCCUUUGCCGCAGUCAUCAAGGCCAACGAGAAGAUCCUUGGCCUGGAGGGCGCAAGAGUGAACCCACUCGGUGGAGCUAUCGCGCUCGGCCACGCCCUCGGCAGCUCGGGUUCACGUAUCCUCGUAACGCUGCUCCACCAGCUUAAGCCUGGUGAAUAUGGUGUUGCGGCCAUUUGCAACGGCGGAGGUGCAGCAUCGGCGAUGGUGGUACAGCGGAUCGAGUCGGUGUAAACUGCAUGGAGAGAACCUUCUUGCGUGUCCAAGGUCGCCCCCAGCACCGGGUGUGGUCCCGAAUGCUUGAUAUUGUAUGUAGGGUUAGGGUUGAUCUGCUGUAUCAGGAGCUUGAUCGUUGUGAACUUUAUUUACGUGUCGCGCUUUGGCAACUGGUCCAUUGUUGCAUCGGAACGUUGAAGACGGCGUAAAACAUCAAGACAUUUACCUCGAGACCC
Molecule: messenger RNA, 1629 nt
Organism: Chaetomium fimeti
Lineage: Eukaryota; Fungi; Ascomycota; Sordariomycetes; Sordariales; Chaetomiaceae
Product: Thiolase, N-terminal domain-containing protein
Exons: 3
Coding region: 125-1411 (428 amino acids)
Biological process (GO): fatty acid beta-oxidation
Cellular component (GO): mitochondrion
Molecular function (GO): acetyl-CoA C-acetyltransferase activity
Source: RefSeq, a predicted model, not a curated record